Phoenix dactylifera (date palm) is the source of this 1744-nucleotide messenger RNA. RefSeq lists its product as uncharacterized. The record is from RefSeq and is a predicted model, not a curated record. Lineage: Eukaryota; Viridiplantae; Streptophyta; Magnoliopsida; Arecales; Arecaceae.
CUCCUCCCUCGCCCACAGGAUUUACCCUAUUCUCUGCGCCUGAUCCCAGGUUUUGUUUUUCGGGGUCCGUUGGAUUUUAUGGCGGAUCGCGGUUCUCUCUCGCCCUUAAAAUCUACCCUCGGACCCUUCCGUUCCCAGUCGCCGAUUUCUUCGAUUUUGUUCGGGCUUCCGACAGAUUUCUGGAGCAAAGCUUGGAUUUUUUUCCGCGAUUCAUAGCUGGGAAGAUCGCCUAUUGUUUGCAGUUAAGAAUCCAGGUGCUCGAUUCGCAAGGCAUUGGAUUGGAAUGCAUCGCAAGGCAUUGCAUUGGAAUGCGUUCUUUUCUUCGGGAUUGGACUUUCUUUAGAUCAAGACUGUGUAAGAUUGUGCAUUCGAGGUUGUGUGACUUUCUUUAGAGAUGGUAUCUGUAAACCUGGGUGGCCUCCAUUAUGUACUGGACCACAUCUACGGGACAUUUCUCCACCGGACAAAAUUAAGCACACCAUUUUUCUCACGGGGAUGGGGAGGGAGCAAACUUGAUCUGUUGGAGAGAAUGGUAAAGCAGCUCUUUCCAGAAGCUGCCACCCAGAAUUGGCCACCCAAUCUGGUCCAGCCUAUCUGGAAAACAGUAUGGGAGACAAAGAAUGCAUGCCUGAGGGAGGGUGUUUUCAGGACACCUUGUGAUGAGCAACUAAUUGAUGCAUUGCCUCCCGAGAGUCACAAUGCAAGGGUUGCUUUCCUCGCACCAAAGUUUGUUCCACCGCAGAAGAUGGCUUGCGUGGUCCACUUAGCAGGCACUGGGGAUCAUACAUUUGAGCGACGGCUCCGUCUUGGUGGUCCGUUGUUGAAGCAAAACAUAGCAACAAUGGUGCUUGAGAGCCCAUUCUAUGGACACCGACGUCCUGGACUGCAAUGUGGUGCAAAGCUUCUAUGCGUGAGUGACUUGCUACUGUUAGGAAGGGCCACUAUUGAGGAAGCCCGCAGCCUCCUGCACUGGUUGGAGGUUGAAGCCGGUUUUGGCAAGACAGGCAUAUGCGGGCUUAGUAUGGGAGGUGUACAUGCUGCAAUGGUUGGAUCUCUGCAUCCCACACCGAUUGCCACUCUACCAUUUCUUGCUCCACACUCUGCUGUAGUGGCUUUCUGUGAAGGAAUCUUAAAGUAUGCCACUGCCUGGGAGGCACUGAGAGAAGAUGCAACACAAAAGGCUAGAAUGACCCUCGAGCAAGUUAGAGAGCGAUUGCGGUCAGUUUUGUCACUGACCGAUGUUACUCGCUUCCCAAUUCCCAAAAAUCCUCAGGCUGUGAUAUUUGUGGCUGCUACAGAUGAUGGCUAUAUUCCUAAACACUCCGUCUUGGAGCUCCAGAGAGCAUGGCCAGGCUCGGAAGUAAGGUGGGUCACCGGAGGGCAUGUCUCAUCUUUUCUUCUACACAAUGAUGCAUUUCGCAAGGCAAUUGUUGAUGCCCUGAACAGAUUAGAAUGGAGAGAACCGUAACAGUAACCAGUCAAGUGGCUCGUAAUCGUCAUCUUUAUUUAGGCAUUGAUGUGUUUUGAUGAGCUGCAACUAUAACAGGCUCCGAGAAUAUAUUCCAAACUUGUAAAGAACAGAUGCCCUUGUUGUUGCAAGGAAUAAAGGCAGUAAUUCCUUGUAAGGUUCAACACUUAUCCUUCAAAAUGCUUCAACAAGUGCAGGGUGUCCUCAUCAUGUAUGAUCCCUGGCCUAAUUUUCUUUGUCCUGCCUUAAAUAAGGAGCUUCUGCCAUGUCAUUUAA